Messenger RNA from Pocillopora verrucosa, 2119 nucleotides. Its product is annotated as melanopsin-B-like. Gene Ontology annotation, cellular component: plasma membrane. NCBI's taxonomy places the organism in Eukaryota, Metazoa, Cnidaria, Anthozoa, Scleractinia, Pocilloporidae. Gene Ontology annotation, molecular function: G protein-coupled photoreceptor activity. Gene Ontology annotation, biological process: cellular response to light stimulus; G protein-coupled receptor signaling pathway; phototransduction. The record is from RefSeq and is a predicted model, not a curated record.
CACCUCAGCAAUUUUAGGAUAAGUUAAAGGCAGGAGGGUGCUAAAAUGGAAAGCAGAUGCUUCGAGUCUCCACGAGAUUGCUAAGGUUCUAGACGACCAAACAGAAAACCUUUUCACAUUUGAAGAAACCACAGCGUGGUGAUCAGUUGACUUGCAAUCUGAAAUCAUGGCGGCUCCUACGACAUCUCUACACGAAGAACUGUUGUCCCGAUCGAUUUCCUCCACUGCUGGAGAAUCAUUCCUGUACGCGUUCAUUGUAUCUGUAGGCACUGUUGGUAACUUUGCAGUUCUUCUAGUCUUGUACAAAAAUCAUCGUCUCCGGAACAUUCCCGCGUAUUUUGUUGUUUCCUUGGCGAUAUCUGAUAUCAUAAUGCUGGAUUUGUGCGCGCCAUUUUCAAUAGCAGUACUUAUGACUGGCGACUGGUUAUUUGGAGACCUACUCUGCCAGAUUCAAGGUUUCAUCGUCAUGUUGGUCGCCUGUGCUUCGUUAGGAACACUUGCUCUAGUUGCGAUAAACAGAUAUUUUCAUAUCGUCAAAACCUCACAGUACAGAGUUAUCUUCACUCCAAGGAACGCAGUCCUCAUCAUACUCGGUGGAUGGGCAUCUGCCUUUAUCACACCUUUGACUUACACUGCGGCUGGUAAAGAUUACGUAUUCCAACCUGGAAAGUUCUUUUGUUUCAUGGAAUCGAAGUUCACUUUGCUCGUGCUACCCUUUUACGGUUUUAUUGCCAUCUCAAUGUUAAUUCUCAUCGUAUGCUACCUGAGUGUGUUCAAAGCGUUGAAAGCCCAUGAGAAAAACGUUGCAAACAAUCUUCGGAAAGGAAACACCCGCCAAAUAGUAAUUUCGUUGGAAGAUAUCAGGGUCACCAAGAUUUUAUUUGCUACUGUGGUAGGCUUCGUCCUGUGCUGGACACCAGUACUGGUGAUUGACAUUGUCGAUGCAUUUCUUGGGUCGGAAUGGGAGCUAACCCGUGGAACCUAUUACAUGUAUACCAUAUUUGGUAUUACAAGUUCCGCCAUUAACCCUAUAAUUUAUGGAGUCAUGAAUCCUUCCUACAGGAAAGCUUAUUGCCGGUUAUUCGGAUGCCGCCGAGUAGGUCGCGUCGGAGAUGUGACAACUACCCAGGGACCGGAGCUGACGAAACAUGAAUUGAUCCCGCCAGCAAACGACGAUUCGUCAAAGACUUAUUCACAGCAGAUCCCACGAUCUGUUCACCAGGUUCCUUCUUCUGAUCAAGAGUGAGAGGGUAAUACGAAAGCCCCACUAAGGCAAAAUUAAGUUAAACUUUUAUCAAAAUUUACAAGACGAGCUGGCGUUUUACAAUGCAGCUAAAAAGUUCAAAAUAAUCAGGGAACUGUGUGGUAUGCUGAUCAAGCACGAACUCCACAAAAAUCGAAUCCACGGAAAUCAGAUCAACCAUGAAAGUUUUUUGGUCUUCAAAGCGUCUCUGUUUCGAAAAAGUGAGAGAUAAAAACAAACAAACGUACAAUCAUAAGCGAAAAAAAAUGCGAAUAAGAAGGGUUUACGGACUAGGCAAUUCAAGCCAAGAGAAAUCAUUUAAUGUGAAGUAAAGACACGAAACACUAAAAAAACGGCCCUGAUUUAUAUCCCCAAACGUAAACGUCCCCUUUAUUAUGCAUCAUAAUACUCAUAUCCUACGAUGCGAUGUUACAAGUAAUGUUUACAGGGGUUAAAAAGGGGCAUUAAGCCCUUACUCGUAUGCUUUAUUACUUACAAAAGUUAGAUAUGAAGUACCAAGCUAACAGUACAAGACAUGGGUAUUAGGCCCUCUGCAUAGCCAUGUAACUUGGUUUGGUAAACACAUAAAACUGUCGCGGUAAGAUUAACUAUAAUUAACAAUUUUGAAGCCACUGACAAAUAAGUGCAAGAUUUAAUCGUUAAAUACAAAAGUUAACAAGACUUGCAAGGUAACAAAAGUUAGUCUCUAGAAUGGACAUCUUUCGAAACGCCCCCACCAUCGAGCAGCUCAAAAAUCUCGCUUUUAAUCGUAAAUGGCCUCAAAAUUCGAAAUUCUGUUUUUAAUUUCGUACGCAAGGUCACUUGACUUGGAAAUACAACGAUAUUUAUCUGAGAAGGAAAAUAAUAAAAGCUCUA